CUCCGGGAUCGUGGCCGGGCCUCUUUUCGCUCCGCGGCGGAGGGAUCAGGACCCGUUGGGAGACGCGAGGUGGUGCUGCGACUGCGGAGGGAUCCGGGGGGCGGGGCUGCGUGCCGUGCGCAGAGCGGAAGGAGGGCCCGGCGGCGCGCAUGCGCAGUGCCCCCCGCACCCGCGCAAGCAGGGCUGAGCCGGGGCGCCAGGCAGCGGCGGGCGAGACCAACUCCCGGCGGAGCGCGGGGGUGGGCAGGGCCGGACCGUACCACCCGCCCAGCCAAUCAGCGCGCCCUCCCCGCCGGGACCAGGGAAACGGACUCCAGGGGGGCUUUCGAGCCCGGCGACCAAUCAGCGACCGCGGAACGCUGGGGAGGGGGGGGGGCCGAGACAAUCCCCCCACCCCUCCCCUCCCCUCCCGGGCAACGGCCCCCAACGGCUACGGUCUUAAAGGCACAGGACUUUUUCUGACGGAGGCCAAGAAAGGAAGCAGCUGGCGCCUGUCAGCGGAUUUAAAGGGCCCCGGGAAGUUCUCCGCGGCCUGAGGAAACGGAGGGGAGGCUUUUCCCGUCGGAGGGACCGGACGCCGCCACGUUAAAGGGAAGGACGAUUUUAAAAAACCGUCGGAGGAUUUAAUCCACCUGCCUUAAAGGAGAGGAGAAGGAGCGGCGGAGGAACCAAUCCUUAAAGGGGCAGGACACAGCCCCCGGGACCCUGCUGGUUGGGUGGGAUUUUAAUCCGGAUCGUUAAAGGGACAGCGCCCCGCCACCCUCCCCCAAAAUGCUGUGAUGUCACUGGAGGAAGCAUGACGUUUUUCCCUUUUCAGAGUCUUUAAAGGAGAAGCUGGCACCGGAGGACUUUAAACCAAUGCACUUAAAGGGGAAGUCAGGCCCAGAACUGCCGGGAGGCCGUGGUGGGCGGUGACGGCGCUCUCCCCACGGCCUGCGUUCUGCCACGGGAGGCUUCUGCUGAGAGCUGCUACUGGCCCUUUAAGAAUUAAAGGGUCAACCCCCUCCACCCCCCCAUUUUAAAGGCACAGGCUCCUGACGGGUAUGUCUGCUUAAAGAGACGGUGCUCGCCCCUCCGCACCAGGGCUUGCAGGUGACAGCCGGGCUGCCCAGGUCUGGACGCUUAAAGGGGCACGCCUUAAAGGCAAAGACACGCACAGGAUCCAUCUCCAGCGGAGGCUGUGAAAACCAGCCGGGAGGGGAGGAGCAAUCGCCUCCCCCACUUCCUGGAUCGGGAUUGGAAGAGGCUGGGCUAGGCCCCACGGCAAAGGACGCGCCGAGCAGGGGCGACACGGCAGCACCGGAGCCCCGUAAAGGGGAGGGACAGUCACCUCCAUGCGCUUCCUGGACCGGGACUGAGCGCAGGGGAGCUGGAGGACGUCAAAGCUGCUUUAAAGGGGAGGGACGGUUGCUCCCGGGACCUGGACUGAAGGAGGGCUCCGGCACCGGCACCGUCCGGCUGUGAAGGGGGCGGCACCGCUGCAAGGGGUGGCGAAGGACUCGGCGGACAGCGGGCGCUGCCAUGCCGCAGGCCGGGGAGGGGUGAGGGGCGCGGCCGGAGCAGCCUCCCCCCACCCCCCGCGCCGACCGCCCCGGGGCGUCAUGGAGGGCACGGGGCCGCCCGCCUCCUGCUGGAGCGGGGGCGGGAGCCGGGCCCGGCGCAAGCGGCGCUGCUCGCGGCGGGACCGUGAGAGCCGGCGCCGCGGGGGCCGGCCCGGGGAGGCCGCGCGCCGCGGGGGGCUGCUGCCCCCGCCCUCCUCGUCCUCGUCCUCGGGCUCCGGGAGCGAGGGGGGCCCCGCACCGCCGGCCCCCGCGGCCCCCGGCAAGGCCCUGCGCCGCCGCCGGCCCCCGCGCCGCAGGAAGCGGGCCUCGGCCUCCUCGGGCAGCCGGGAAGAGGACGAGGACGAGGAGGAGGAGGAGGAGGAAGACCUCAUCGACGGCUUCGCCAUCGCCAGCUUCGCCAGCCUCGAGGCCCUGGAGAAGGACGCCUCCCUGAAGACCCCAGAGCGGCUGGAGCAGCGCCUGAAGCAGUCGGGCAAGCGGAAGCGGGGCGAGGGCAGCGGCUCAGAGGAUGGGCCAGGCCGUGCCGGCAGCUCGGAGAAGGGCCGCGGGCGGCGCCCGGGGGACCGGGCUCUACGCAAGCCGGGCAAGCGGCGGAGGAAAGAGGCUUCCCGCCACUCCUACCUGGAAACGGGAUACAUAUGUGAUGCCGAGAGCGACCCCGAGGAGCAGGCCUCCGCCGAUGAACUGGACCAGUCGUUCACUGUCUCCGCCAGCAAAGGCCCGGGCCCCGGCGGUGCGGUGAACGGGACGCGGGAGGCCAAGCUCUCAGUCAUCCCCAAGGUGUCGGGCCUGGAGCGGAGCCAGGAGCGGAGCUACGAGGCUGACCGGGACGCCCUGCUAGUGCCUUUCCUGUCCAAGGAGCCCCCGGCCCCGGCGGCCCCGGCCCCCCCACCCCGCCCCCCCAGCCCCCUGGCGCCCACCCGGGCCCCGCCUCCUGGCCCUACCGCCCCCCGCGGCGCUCCCCUGCCCCGCGCCCAGCCCCCCGGCCUGCCCCAGCCCCACAUGAAGGUGUCCCCCUUCGCCAGCCAGCCGCAGCCCGGGGUCUACACCGCGGGGCUCGACCUCAGCACCGGCGGGUCCGGCCGGAGCAGCGCCCACGCCAAGCCCUUGCUGCCCGCCUCGGCCGCCCCCGCCUCGGCCCCCGCCUCGCAGCUGCCCCCGCGCCCCUCCCCGCCCUCGCUGGCCCUGCCCCCCCACGCCUUCCCCGCGGCCCUGCGCCCCCCCUCCCACCACCACCCCCCACUCUUCCCCCCCUCACCUGGCCUGCCCCCGCCCCCGCCCCUGCUGCAGGUGGCUGGACACCCUGCCGCGGCCGCCGCCCUCUCCGAGCCCGAGCUGCUGCGGCCGGACCUGAGCUCCCGGUUCCUGGCGGGGCCCGGGGGGGCCGACGUGGGGGCUGCCGCUGCCAUCCGGCCCCUGGCCUUCCAGUUCCACCAGCACAACCACCAGCACCAGCACACGCACCAGCACACGCACCAGCACUUCACCCCCUUCCCGCCUGGCGUGGUGCCCGCUCCCGCCCCUGCCCCCGCCAUGUUUGAAAAAUACCCAGGCAAGAUCGAUGGGCUGCUACGGCAUAAUUUCUAUGCUACCUUCCCCUCGGCCAUGCCUGGGAUCCCGCCUGUCCUGCCCCCCACCGUGUCCUUUGGGUCCUUGCAGGGGGCCUUCCAACCCAAGAGCACUAACCCGGAGCUUCCCUCACGCCUGGGCACCGUCGCCCCCAGCCUGUCCCAGAAGGGAGCACAGCUCACGGACCCCUUCAGGCCCACACUGCGGAAGUCGGGCAAGUGGUGUGCCAUGCACGUCCGUGUGGCCUACAUGAUCCUUCGACACCAGGAGAAGCUUAAGCUCAUGCAGGGCGACCCCCACAAGCUGGAUUUCCGGAACGACCUCAUCACCUGCCUGCCGGGCACUGGGGCCUUUGGGACCCUGGCACAUGGCCCUGAACUCACCCGCCCAGCCACCCUCUUCACCCCUGCAGGUGCUGUCCACCCGGGCUCCGCCGCCCACUUCGGGCCCCCCGGUGCCCCUCCUGGCGCCUUCCUGGGCCCCAGCGCACACAUCGACCCCUUCAGCCGACCAGCCAGCUUCUCAGCCCUGGGAGCGCUGUCCAAUGGGGCCUUUGGGGGCCUAGGGAACCCCACCUUCAACUCGGGUGCGGUGUUCGGGCAGAAGGACAGUCCCGGGCCACCGGCCUACGGCCCUGCCCACGACCCCUGGAGCCGGCUCCACCGCACGCCGCCCUCCUUCCCCACUGCCCCUGCCUGGCCCAAGGCCGCUGGCGACGGCCCCGACCGCCCCCACGACAAGGAGCCCGAGAAGCGCGAGGUGCCCGCCAUCAAGGACGAGAAGGACAGGGAUACUAUCUUCUCCCGGCACCCCCUGCGAGCUUCCCCGGCGCCCCCCAAGCCCCCAGCAGCCCUGGCACACGAGGAGGCGGCAGCGGGCAGGACGGAGCUGGGCCGGGAGCUGCGCUACGGCAGCCCAGCAGGGGGCGGUGCCUCGCGCUCCCCUUACCCGGAGGCACAGUUGAAGAAGGAGGUGAAGGUGAAGGAGGAGCCCGAACUGGGCGGCUUCGAGGGGGCGCUGAGGGCGGGCGCCCCCUUCCCCGGCCCCCUCCACGUGGGCCACCCCCUGGGGGCAUUGGCCGUCUUCGACCGCGGACCCGCCGCAGCCACCGGCCACUACCUGGCGCCCGCCUACAGCAGCCUGGAGGGCUGGCGGGAGCCGUACCCGCGAGCACUGGAGCUGCCGCGCCUGCCCCGCUACCUGGAGCGGGAGCUGCCUGACGACUACGAGCGGGUGCGGCUCUACGGGCUGGCGCCCCCCUCGCCCCACCCGGGCCUGCUGCCCUACCCUCGCCACGCUGCGCUGCUGGGCAAGGCCCCGCCCUCCGCCUCGCCAGCCCCGCCCCCUGGCGCCACUGCCGGGCUGCUCAGCGCCCCACCUCCCCUCAUCCCCGCGGCCGCCACGCCCACCGCCCGCUCCGCCUCGCCCCGGCGGCCCCCCGACGUCCGCGAUCUCGCCGCCGCCUACAAGGACCGGGAGUCCAGAUAAGGGGCACGGCCCGGCCCCUGCCCCGAGCAGGGCAAGGACUCUAGGGGGCAACAGGGGCAUGGGGUGGCAUUUGGCCCCGCUCCCUGGCUGUGUUGGUAUCCCUUGUGGCUCACCAACAGCCAAUUUUGUGCCCCGCGGGUGCAACGGCAGCCAUUUUGGCACCCUCUUUGCUGCGGUGGCAGCCAUUUUGGUGCCUCGGUGCCUGGUGACUACCAUUUUGGCAGCCCUUCCAGCCGAACGGCAGCCAAUUUCACACCGUGAGGCCUGACACCGGGCAUUUUGGCACCCCUCUGUCCUGGUGGCAGCCAUUUUGGUGCCCUGGGGGCCUGAUAGUGGCCAUAUUGGCUCCGACCCCAGCUUGGUGGCCACCAUUCUGCUGACCCCAGCCUGGCAACAGCCUUGCUAGCACAGCUUGGUGGUGGCCAUUUUGCUGACCUGGGGCCUGGCAACGGCCAUGUUGGUGCCCGCUCUAUGCCAGUGGCAGCCACUGAGUUGCCCUGGGAGCCUAGCAACGGCCGUAUGGGCUCCACCUCUGGCCUGGUGGUGGCCGUUUUGUUGCCCCGGGGCCCGACAACAACCAUUCUGGCACCCCUUUGGCCUGGCGAGGGGCAUGCUGGCUCUGCCCCUGGACUCGGGUGCCCCCUGCUGGACUGGACGAGCUGGGGGAGGCCAUCGACACCACCCGAAGGCAUCAGGAAGAUUUGGGGGGCCUGCCAAGGCAGGGCUGCCCCCCCCCCCAGCUUGUAUAUAGAUCGGCCCUCCCCCGCUCGUGCCGGGAGCCUUUUGUACAUUUAUAACGGGUUUGAGAUGGUGGUUUUAAAUGAUGACCCCCACCCCCCACGCCCUUCCACACUGCCCUGCCCUCUGGUUUUUAAUGUAUCGCGCUCUUUUUCUAUUCCUGUAUCAACGUCGUGACGGGUCCCUCCCCCUCCCCAACCCCAUCGGGACUGAAAGGGUUAAUGGGACGGGGGGAGGGGCUGCAGAGGCGCCUGCCCCCUCCUCCCUCCCUCCCUCCUUAUUGGAUGCUGCGGUUCCUAGCCCCUCCCUCACUUUUUGGUUUAAUUAAACCCCAAAUUGGUGCUUC
This is a messenger RNA of Alligator mississippiensis (American alligator), 5703 nucleotides long. RefSeq names its product fibrosin (gene FBRS). The record is from RefSeq and is a predicted model, not a curated record. NCBI's taxonomy places the organism in Eukaryota, Metazoa, Chordata, Crocodylia, Alligatoridae. The coding region runs from base 1602 to 4619 and encodes 1005 amino acids. The transcript has 18 exons.